CCACAGAAGGGAGAGGAGCAAAAGAGAAUUCCUGUGAAGGCUGCUCCACGCAGACAUCACAGACAUACAGAGAUGACUUCUGUUCUCCACCCCCGAGAAUGUAAAGUGACCAGAAAAAAACAAAAGAGCUACGGAUUCUCCCUGCGUAUUGAGAAGGACACAGCAGGACAUCUCAUCCGCAAUGUGGAAAAGAACAGUCCAGCUGAAAAGGCUGGCUUGAAGGAUGGAGACAGAGUCCUCAGGGUUAACGGCUUGUUUGUAGACAAGGAGGAACAUACACAGGUGGUGGAGAUUGUGAAGAACAGUGGGAAUUCUGUUGUACUUCUUGUUCUGGACGAAGCAUCCUAUAAAAAGGCAGAAAAGGAGGGAGUGAACUUGGAAGACCUGGGUCAAAAGGUGUCAAAAGGACAGCAGCAGAAGCAGCAGGCCACACAGCCCAUAGCCAAUGGAGCAAUCACUCCAGCUCCACAACCCCGGCUCUGCUACUUAGUGAAGGAGGAAAAGGGCUACGGCUUCUCCCUGAAAACCACAGAAGGUAAGAAGGGGUUGUUCCUAGUAGAUCUGUCAUCACAAGGAGCAGCUGCAAAGGCUGGUGUCCAGAAUAACGAUCGCCUGAUUGAAAUCAAUGGAAAAAAUGUGGAAAAUGACACACACGAGGAAGUGGUGGAAAAGGUAAAGAAUUCUGGAAAUCACAUAAUGUUUCUACUUUCAAAUGAAGAAACAGACCACUAUUACACAAGCCACAAGAUGACACUGAACAGAGAAAGAGCCAACCUAGAACUGCUUCCCCUCAAACCACGGCUUAUUGAGCUCCAGAAAGGAGAAAAUGGUUAUGGCUUUUAUCUGCGUAUGGAACAAAACACCGGUGAUCAUGUAAUCAAGGAUGUUGAUUCCAAGAGCCCAGCAGCCAAGGCGGGUCUCAAAGAUAAUGAUAUCUUAGUAGCUGUCAAUGGUGAGCGAGUGGAUGCUUUGGAUCACGAGAGCGUAGUGGGAAAGAUAAAGCAAUCUGAGAACAAACCCACACUACUGGUAGUGGAUAAGGAGACUGACGCCAUGUACAAACUGGCUCAGAUUUCCCCUUAUUCAUACUACAACAGAGGAAAAGAUCCAGUUCCAGCUAAAACAGAGGAAAAAGUGGCAUUGCACAGUGAGCAGAAAGUGAACCACAAACCAAGAAUCUGCAAGAUGGUGAAAGGGCCUAAUGGAUUUGGCUUCAGUUUAAACAUGGCCAGGAACAAACCUGGACUCUUUAUUAAUGAGAUACAAAGCAAUGGGCCAGCUGACACAGCAGGUGUAGAAAAUAAUGACUUUUUGGUUGAAGUGAACGGGGUGAACGUGAUGAAUGAGUCCUAUGACAAAGUGGUGACAAGAAUCCAAAGUAGUGGUGACAAGCUAACAGUACUGGUGUGCAGCAAAGAUGCUUACAAAUACUUCCAGGACCAGAACAUUCCCAUCACAGCUUCUAUGGCAGAUCCAAUCCAUGACACUUCUGAACCUGCUGCUUAUGCAGAAACCAUACCAGCAGAGUCGGAGCGAACCUCACCUGAACCAAGAGAAAGGGCAAGCUCAUCCUCUUCUUCACAUUCAGUUGCCUCAGCAGGAACAGACAACAGCGACGACACAAGGUUCUGAGGAGUCAAAUUAUGAUGAGAACAAAUAAAAAGUCUUCCAAAUACUCUUUCUUCAAUCAUUCUUUG
This is a messenger RNA of Oxyura jamaicensis (ruddy duck), 1697 nucleotides long. It is a transcript of the gene PDZK1, whose product is annotated as PDZ domain containing 1. The coding region runs from base 73 to 1632 and encodes 519 amino acids. Gene Ontology annotation, cellular component: apical plasma membrane. NCBI's taxonomy places the organism in Eukaryota, Metazoa, Chordata, Aves, Anseriformes, Anatidae. Gene Ontology annotation, biological process: protein localization to plasma membrane. Gene Ontology annotation, molecular function: signaling receptor binding; protein-membrane adaptor activity. The transcript has 9 exons. The record is from RefSeq and is a predicted model, not a curated record.